Molecule: messenger RNA, 2028 nt
Organism: Euleptes europaea (tarantolino)
Lineage: Eukaryota; Metazoa; Chordata; Lepidosauria; Squamata; Sphaerodactylidae
Gene: SLC7A4
Product: solute carrier family 7 member 4
Exons: 4
Coding region: 13-1980 (655 amino acids)
Biological process (GO): transmembrane transport; amino acid transport
Cellular component (GO): plasma membrane
Molecular function (GO): amino acid transmembrane transporter activity
Source: RefSeq, a predicted model, not a curated record
CUUCCUAUCAAGAUGGUGAGCCGGCUGCCUCACUCGGCGGACCUGACCCGCUUCUGCCAGAAGCUUAAUCGAGUGAAGACUCUGGAGGAUGACAUGAUGGAGACCUCCUUCAACCGCUGCCUGAACACUUUUGACUUGACACUGCUAGGCAUCGGGGGUAUGGUGGGCUCUGGCUUGUAUGUGCUGACUGGCACCGUCGCCAAGGAGACUGCGGGACCUGCCAUCGUCAUCUCCUUCAUCAUUGCUGCCUUUGCCUCCCUGCUGGCUGCUCUCUGCUAUGCUGAGUUUGGCGCUCGUGUGCCCAAGACAGGUUCUGCAUACAUGUUCACGUACAUCUCUGUGGGUGAGAUUUGGGCCUUCCUGAUUGGCUGGAAUGUCAUUCUUGAGUACAUGAUAGGCGGGGCAGCUGUCGCCCGAGCAUGGAGCGGCUACCUGGACGCCAUCUUUGAUCACAAAAUCAAGACCUUCACCGAGACCCAUGUUGGCACCUGGAAUAUCCCAUUCCUGGCACAUUACCCCGACUUCUUGGCAUCAGGAAUUCUGCUCAUCGCAACAGCAUUAAUCUCCUUUGGGGCCCGAGUCUCAUCCUGGCUCAACCAUGUCUUCUCUGCUAUCAGCAUGGGAGUCAUCCUCUUCAUCCUUGUGAUGGGAUUCAUUCUGGCUAGGCCCCAAAACUGGGGGGCAGCCGAAGGGGGAUUUGCCCCCUUUGGCAUCUCGGGCAUCAUGGCUGGGACAGCCACAUGCUUUUAUGCCUUCGUGGGCUUUGAUGUUAUCGCCGCAUCUAGCGAGGAGGCCAGGAACCCUCAGAAAGCUGUUCCCAGAGCGAUUGCCAUCUCACUGGGCCUCGCCACAGGGGCCUACAUCCUGGUCUCCAUGGUGUUGACACUGAUGUUGCCUUGGCACUCCUUGGACCCUGACUCUGCCCUAGCUGAUGCCUUUUAUCAAAGGGGUUACUCUUGGGCUGGCUUCAUUGUGGCUGUUGGGUCCAUUUGUGCAAUGAACACAGUUCUCCUCAGCAACCUCUUCUCUCUGCCGCGGAUUGUCUAUGCCAUGGCAGAGGAUGGGCUCUUUUUCCAAGUGUUCUCACGUGUGCACCCCCGGACGCAAGUCCCUGUGGUGGCCAUUUUGGUGUUUGGCACUCUCAUGUCCGUGCUGGCCUUCAUCUUUGACUUGGAGGCCCUAGUCCAGUUCCUGUCAAUUGGUACCCUCUUGGCCUACACCUUUGUAGCAGCCAGCGUCAUCGUUCUGCGCUUCCAGCGGGUAAAGUCCCACCCUCCAAACCCAUCUGCAGAGAGCGAGAAUACUCCACCAACAUCUGCAGAGACCAUUGGAGCUAGCGAACCAAAAGAGUAUGAGUCUUUCUCUGACAAGCUGAACUUGGUAGACAAGGAAAAGGCCAAAAGCCAGCGGGAACCAGGGCAGCUCAAAGCCAUUUUUUAUCCCUAUUUGGACUUCCUCAGUGAUUUCUACCCUGGAGAAGUGGUCACAGUGGCUGUUAUCAUCCUCAUGGUCUCAGCCCUCUGCUUGUGCUCCAUCCUGGUGUUUGGGAAGAACCAGCUUCACCUGCCCACCUGGAGCUAUGCCUUGUUGAUCGUGCUGUUCAGCCUGGCCUUUGUUGUCAGCUUGUUCCUUAUCGGGGUUCACGAGCAGCAAAAGAACAGCCAGACAUUCCAGCUACCCCUGGUACCCUUGACUCCAGCCCUGAGCAUCCUUCUCAAUAUCUACCUCAUGCUGAAACUCAACUACAUGACCUGGCUGCGCUUUUCUGUCUGGCUGGUUGUAGGCUUGCUGGUCUACUUUGGGUAUGGCAUCUGGCACAGCAAAGAGAACCUGCGGGAGGCCCAGGGGCAUGCCAUCAGUGCCCGCUACGUGGUCUUCCCCAGCAGCAGCCUAGAAGAGACAGUCCAGACGGUUCAGCCCAGCACGCAGCCAUCUCAGGGGUUGGAUGAAACAGCUGAAGAAGAAGAAGCCAAGAGAUGAUGGGAGAGGGCUAAUGAGAGGAGACUCUCCCCCAUCCCCGCCCAGCAC